AUGGAUGGCCCGGCGCGGGGCCACGGGCUCCGCAAGAAGCGGCGGUCGCGGUCGCAGCGAGACCGGGAGAGGCGCUCCCGGGGCGGCGGGCUGGGGGCCGGCGCGGCUGCUGGCGGCGCCGCCGGCCGGACCCGGGCGCCCUCGCUCGCCUCGUCGUCGGGCUCCGACAAGGAAGACAAUGGGAAGCCCCCGUCCUCCGCCGCCCCGUCCCGGCCCCGACCCCCGCGGAGGAAGCGCAGGGAGUCCACGUCGGCCGAAGAGGACAUCAUUGAUGGAUUUGCCAUGACCAGCUUUGUCACUUUUGAAGCGCUGGAGAAAGAUGUAGCACUUAAGCCUCAGGAACGUGUGGAGAAACGCCAGACCCCUCUGACCAAGAAGAAACGAGAAGCACUUACCAACGGCCUGUCCUUUCAUUCCAAGAAGAGCCGCCUCAGCCACCCGCAUCACUACAGCUCAGAUCGAGAGAAUGACCGCAACCUCUGCCAGCACCUUGGGAAGAGAAAGAAGAUGCCAAAGGGACUCAGGCAGCUCAAGCCAGGACAGAACAGCUGCAGGGACAGUGACAGUGAAAGUGCCAGUGGAGAAUCCAAAGGUUUCCACCGGAGCAGCUCUCGGGAAAGACUCAGCGAUAGUUCAGCUCCUUCCAGUUUGGGAACAGGCUACUUCUGUGACAGUGACAGUGACCAGGAAGAGAAGGCAUCAGAUGCCAGCUCUGAAAAACUCUUCAAUACCGUUAUUGUAAACAAAGAUUCGGAGUUGGGUGUUGGCACACUUCCUGAACACAACAGCCAGGAUGCAGGGCCGAUCGUCCCCAAGAUAUCUGGUCUAGAGAGAAGCCAGGAGAAGAGCCAGGACUGUGGCAAAGAGCCCAUCUUUGAGCCCGUGGUGCUGAAGGACCCCUGCCCGCAGGUGCCGCAGCCGCCGCCCCCGCCCCAGGCGGAGCCCCAGCCCAGAGCUCCCGCUCAGGACCCCGACUCUGUGCAGCGCCCGGAGGCCCCGCCUCAGCCCCCGCGUCCGAGCACCCAGCCACCGCAGGCGCCCCCCGAGGCCCAGCUCCCACCGGCUCCCAAGCCCCCCGUGCAGAGGCCGCCCCGGCUGCAGUCCCCCCAGCUGCUGCACCAGAGCCUGCCCCCCGUGCAGGCCCACCCCGCCGCCCAGAGCCUCCCCCAGCCCCUGUCGGCCUACAACAGCAGCAGCCUGAGCCUCAACAGCUUAAGCAGCAGCAGAAGCAGCACUCCAGCAAAGACCCAGCCGGCCCCUCCUCACAUCGCCCACCACCCCUCCGCCUCCCCGUUCCCCCUCUCGCUGCCCAACCACAGCCCCCUGCACAGCUUCACGCCCGCCCUCCAGCCCCCCGCGCACUCCCAUCACCCCAAUAUGUUUGCCCCUCCCACUGCUCUGCCUCCUCCACCACCACUGACAUCAGGGAGCCUGCAGGUCCCCGGACACCCGGCGGGGAGCACUUACUCAGAGCAAGACAUCCUGCGGCAGGAGCUGAACACGCGCUUCCUGGCCUCGCAGAGCGCGGACCGCGGGGCCUCCCUGGGCCCGCCGCCCUACCUGCGCACCGAGUUCCACCAGCACCAGCACCAGCACCAGCACACGCACCAGCACACGCACCAGCACACCUUCACGCCGUUCCCCCACGCCAUCCCGCCCACCGCCAUCAUGCCGACGCCAGCACCUCCCAUGUUUGACAAAUACCCUACAAAGGUUGACCCAUUCUACCGGCACAGUCUCUUCCAUUCCUACCCUCCUGCGGUGUCGGGCAUCCCCCCUAUGAUUCCGCCCACUGGCCCUUUUGGUUCACUUCAAGGAGCAUUUCAGCCGAAGACAUCCAACCCUAUCGAUGUUGCUGCUCGGCCUGGGACAGUCCCGCACACUCUGCUUCAAAAGGACCCGAGGUUGACAGAUCCUUUCAGACCCAUGUUAAGGAAACCAGGGAAGUGGUGUGCAAUGCACGUGCACAUCGCCUGGCAGAUCUACCACCACCAACAGAAAGUCAAGAAACAAAUGCAGUCAGACCCACAUAAACUGGACUUCGGACUGAAACCUGAGUUCCUGAGCCGUCCGCCAGGCCCCAGUCUCUUCGGAGCCAUCCACCACCCCCACGACCUGGCUCGGCCUUCCACCUUGUUCUCUGCCGCAGGUGCUGCACACCCCACGGGGACCCCUUUUGGGCCACCUCCUCAUCACAGCAACUUCCUCAACCCUGCUGCUCACCUAGAGCCUUUCAACCGGCCGUCCACGUUCACCGGCCUGGCCGCAGUCGGUGGCAAUGCCUUCGGGGGACUUGGAAACCCUUCAGUCACACCCAACUCAAUGUUCGGCCACAAGGAUGGCCCCAGUGUGCAGAACUUUAGCAACCCUCACGAGCCCUGGAACCGGCUGCACCGAACGCCUCCGUCGUUCCCGACCCCUCCGCCCUGGCUGAAGCCGGGGGAGCUGGAGCGUGGCGCGUCCGCUGCAGCUCAUGACAGAGAUAGAGAUGUAGAUAAACGAGACGCACCUGUUAGUAAAGAUGACAAAGAAAGGGAAAGUGUGGAGAAGAGACACUCCAGCCACCCUUCACCAGCGCCUGUCCUCCCGGUGAGUGCCCUGGGACACGCCCGUGGCUCCGCCGAACAGAUCAGGGGUCAUUUGAACACUGAGGCUCGCGAGAAAGACAAACCCAAAGAGAGGGAGAGGGACCACUCGGAGUCCCGCAAGGACCUGACCGCGGAGGAGCACAAGGCGAAGGAGGGCCACCUGCCCGAGAAGGACGGCCACGGCCACGAGGGGCGGGCCAUGGGCGAAGAGGCCAAGCAGCUGGCCCGGGGGCCGUCGCCCUACGCGCGGGCCCCUGCCGUGGAGGGCGCCAGGCCCAACAGCACCUCGAGCCGCGAGGCCGAGCCUCGCAAGGGCGAGCCGGCCUACGAGAACCCCAAGAAGAGCUCGGAGGUCAAGGUCAAGGAGGAGCGCAAGGAAGACCACGACCUCCCCGCCGAGGCCGCGCCGCCCCACCGGGCCUCGGAGCCGCCGCCUCCCCACUCCUCGGCCGGCGUGCACCCGGGGCCCCUGGCCUCCAUGCCCAUGGCGGUGGGGGUGACGGGCAUCCACCCCAUGAACAGCAUCGGCAGCCUGGACAGGACACGCAUGAUGACGCCCUUCAUGGGCAUCAGCCCCAUCCCGGGCGGAGAGCGGUUCCCGUACCCCUCUUUCCACUGGGACCCCAUCCGGGACCCCCUGAGGGAUCCCUACCGAGAACUGGACAUCCACCGGAGAGACCCGCUGGGCAGAGACUUCCUGCUGAGGAACGACCCCCUCCACCGUCUCUCCACCCCGCGGCUGUACGAGGCCGACCGCUCCUUCCGAGACCGGGAGCCCCACGACUACAACCACCACCACCACCACCACCACCACCCGCUGUCCGUGGACCCGCGGCGCGAGCAUGAGCGGGGCGCGCACCUGGACGAGCGGGAGCGCCUGCACCUGCUCCGGGAGGACUACGAGCACUCGCGGCUGCACCCCGUGCACCCCGCCUCGCUGGACGGGCACCUGCCGCACCCCGGCCUCCUCACGCCGGGGCUCCCCAGCAUGCACUACCCCCGCAUCAGCCCCACCGCGGGCCACCAGAACGGACUGCUCAACAAGACGCCGCCCACCGCCGCCCUCAGCGCGCCGCCCCCGCUCAUCUCCACGCUGGGGGGCCGCCCAGUGUCCCCCAGGAGGACUACCCCUCUGGCGGCGGAGAUGAGGGAGAGGCCGCCUUCCCACACCCUGAAGGACAUCGAAGCACGAUAA
Messenger RNA from Pipistrellus nathusii (Nathusius's pipistrelle), 3783 nucleotides. Lineage: Eukaryota; Metazoa; Chordata; Mammalia; Chiroptera; Vespertilionidae. The record is from the annotation of a GenBank genome assembly.